This is a messenger RNA of Tachysurus fulvidraco (yellow catfish), 4076 nucleotides long. It is a transcript of the gene irs2b, whose product is annotated as insulin receptor substrate 2b. The record is from RefSeq and is a predicted model, not a curated record. Gene Ontology annotation, biological process: insulin receptor signaling pathway. Gene Ontology annotation, cellular component: plasma membrane; cytosol. The transcript has 2 exons. Gene Ontology annotation, molecular function: insulin receptor binding; phosphatidylinositol 3-kinase binding. Bases 215 to 3427 code for a protein of 1070 amino acids. NCBI's taxonomy places the organism in Eukaryota, Metazoa, Chordata, Actinopteri, Siluriformes, Bagridae.
AACCGUAGCUGGAUGUGUAGGACGUCAUAUGUUUUUUUCCUCCUCUUCACUCCAGCCACUUAGAGAUACGGGUUAUUUACUGUUUAACAGCUCCGCAUACGAGACGCGAAGCUGAGCGCAGCGCAGAGAGAAUCAAAUCCGAGGAGUCUUUAGAAGUCGGUUCUGGAUCCAAGUUGCAUCAAAGUGACACUUUUGAAUCUACAGCACUGGAAGGAUGGCGAGUCCGCCGCCAGCGGUCGGACACUCGCUUUCCAGCAACAGUGUUAAAAAGUGUGGCUACCUGAAGAAGCAGAAACACGGACACAAGCGCUUUUUCGUGCUGAAGGCUCAGAGUGAGGGCUUCCCCGCUCGCCUUGAGUACUACGAGAGCGAGAAGAAAUGGAGGAACAAGGCGGCUGCUAAGCGAAUCAUACCACUGGACUCGUGUCUAAACAUCAACAAGCGAGCAGACGCCAAGCACAAGCACCUCAUCGCACUGUACACCAAGGACGAGUACUUCGCCGUGGCCGCCGACAACGAGCAGGAGCAGGAGAGCUGGUUUGGCGUCCUAACGGAUCUGAUGAACGAGGGCCGGGCGUGUGAGGGAACGGCGUCUCACUCGGCUUCUUCACUGCUCGGAUUCGACGAGGCGAACUACGGCGUGGUGACGCCGCUCACAGCCGCUUACAAGGAGGUUUGGCAAGUGAACCUGAAGUCCAGGGGACUUGGACAGAGCCGGAACCUGACCGGAGUGUACCGGCUGUGUUUGUCGAGCCGCACGAUUAGUUUUGUGAAACUGAAUACGGACGUGGCGUCUGUGAUUCUGCAGCUAAUGAACAUCCGGCGCUGCGGUCACUCGGACAGCUUUUUCUUCAUUGAGGUGGGCAGGUCAGCCGCCACGGGCCCCGGUGAACUGUGGAUGCAAGCAGACGACUCGGUGGUGGCGCAAAACAUCCACGAGACGAUACUGGAAGCUAUGAAGGCUAUGAAGGAGCUGAUGUGCGAGUUCCGGCCACGCAGCAAAAGCCAGUCAUCGGGCACGAAUCCAAUUUCUGUGCCCGCGAGGCGGCAUUUGAAUCAUUUACCGCCGAGUCAAACGGGACUGCCGCGGCGCUCGCGAACAGACAGCGUGGCCGCUUCGUCACCCGGAGCCAAAUUCACGUCAUGCCGAAUGCGCGCGGCGAGCGAGGGAGAUGGCACGACGACGCGGCCGGUGUCUCUGUCAGUAGCGGGGAGUCCCGUCAGCCCCGGAGUAAACCGGACACAUCUGAGCCGAUCCAACACGGUGGCAGCCCGCCCCUGUAGGACGUUUGAAACCUCGUCUCUUCAGCACAGUAAGUCAAUGUGCAUGCCCGUGUCUCAUUCCCCUCCAUCAGUUGAUGCCAGUCCCGUUAGUCUGCCCUCGAAUGGUGGUGCCCGGCCAGCCAGCUGUACAGCCUCCAUAGCAGGCUCACCCAGUGACGCCGGCUUUAUCUCCUGUGAUGAGUGCGGUUCCAGUCCAGGAGAUGCACCACACACGUUACCGUCUCACCGAAGCUCCACGCCAGAGUCUUUUGCUGAGACGCCUCCCUCACGGGAUGGCAGUGACUUGUAUGGUUACAUGAUCAUGGACAAGCACGGUGUUUUUGCACAUAGCCAUGGGAGACGUACCCGCAUGGUGGAGGAGGGUGUCAAGGACUUGGAGAAAGCCUACAGAAAGCGGACGUACUCUCUCACCAUGCCUCACCAGAAAAGAGUACAAUCACAGGUGUCUUCUGCCUCGCUGGACGAGUACACACUCAUGAGGGCCACCUUCAAAAAUGCUGGGCAUUCAGGUCGCAGUUCGCACACUGCAUCCCCUAAAGUAGCAUACCCUGAGGAUUAUGGUGAUAUUGCAAUUGGAUUCUUACAAAAAAGCUCCAGUAGUAACCUAGGUGAUGAUGGCUACAUGCCAAUGACACCUGGUGUGGCAACAGUGGGUAGUAAGAUUGAAAACUACAUGCCCAUGAGCCCCAUGUGUGUCUCCGCCCCUAAACAGAUUGUCAACCCUAGGACACACCCCCUCACUGUGGCUAACAGCUACAGGACAAACUCACCCUGCAGCUGCUCUCUGGAUGACAGUGGCUACAUGAGGAUGCUAAGUGGCUCUAAACUCUCCGUGGACAGCUCAGACGGGAAACUAGCCAACACCGAGUACCUCAACAUGUCUCCUGUAGACCCGUGCAUUUCCGACACCCCCCCAGAUUACUACCCCACGACUGUGGGUGGCAUAGAACAGCACCCUUCUCUCAGACAACCUUUCUCUCACAGCUCUCUGCCAUGCUGCUACAAACUCCAGCAGAAAAUAGAUAAUGGUGACAGUGAUCAAUAUGUCCUCAUGAGCCUACAAAACUGGAAAAUUGUGGAGGAGCCAGAGAAGGCAGCUCCCAAAAUAAAUCCCUCUUCUCUGAAGCAAAGCAGAGCUGACAACAUGCUCCACAGGUCCAGGAUCAGCAGACCUACGCGUCUGUCUCUGGAUUUGGUUCGUACGCUACCUUGCAUGAAUGAGCACCCUUUGCCCUCUGAGCCCAAAAGCCCUGGUGAGUACAUCAACAUAGAUUUUAGCCAUGCUACACAGAGGUACUCCCCACCCUCCACAGAGAGCCCUGUGUCGUCCGUCGGCUCCUCCAGUGAGCAGAGAAGUUCCCUUCUUUCAGACUACAUGAACAUUAAUUUAAGUUCAGAGACACAGAAGUCUGGAGAUGCUGCUCUGUUCAGCCCUCUCGAUGGCAUGCCAGAGCUGGCAGUCUGCCCCGCCCCAAGUGAAGAGGAGGGAGAAGUAAACAGUUACAACCUCACAUCACAGGUGGCACCUUCAUGCCAGGCUGGCAUGGAGAAAGAUGAGUACACUGAAAUGACAUUCUGUGUGUCCGCUUCUCCUCCUCCGCCUUUAUCUCAGACCACUAACUGUACCAAGACUGCCAGCCCAUCAUCCUGCGCACGGAGGUUAAAUUUGAGCGACUCCAUGGGGGUGCGAACGGUUGAGUCAUUCCUCCUGGGUGGCACCGACACUCACCAGGUAGACCCAGACCGCGGUGCCAAGGUGAUACGUGCGGACCCCCAAGGACGAAGACGGCACAGCUCGGAAACCUUCUCCUCCACCACCACCGUCACACCCGUUUUCCCCUCCUUCGCACAUGAUGCAAGGCGGCAUGGCUCAGCCUCCGUGGAAAAUGUCUCUGCGCUGGCGAGGAACAGCGAAGGCUCAGAAGAGGAGUACGGCAGUCCCAUGUGCAGAGAAACAUCAGCAGGCUUUCAAAACGGACUUAACUACAUCGCCUUAAACCUUAUGGAUGAGGGACUGGCCAGUUGCGAUGCUCUGGUUAGAUUCAAAGCUGCCAGCUGCUGCAAAGGGAGCCUGAGUGCAAUACAUGCCAGUCUUUAUGGAUUUAAGGACACAGCAACAGCAGUGAAAGGUAAGCUGUACUAAACAGAUCCAGACUCCAAUCCUGCUCUGGUUCCUCAGCUCUUCCUCUGGACCAGGAGGUACAAGGAAGAAGGAGGAGAGGCGGUGAUGUGGACAGAUGGGCCACGCUGCUGCUGCUGCUUCAACUCUCCCCUGAUCUUUGACCCCUCAACUUGUAUGAAUGCCUAUCGUCAUGGCAACAUAAACACUUGACCUGCUCUUUGCCCCUGCGAUGUGGUCCUCUAUCUCUGUGCUGCUCUGAAAAUGACUCAAACUCAUGACAAAAAAACAAAGGCUGGACCACACAUCUGUCUGUGUGUCACUCCACACUCAUUCUCAUAGAGUCUACAGUUCUUCUUCUUCUUCUUCUUCUUCUUCUUCUUCUUCUUCUUCUUCUUCUUCUUCUUCUUCUUCAUCAUCUUCUUGUUUAUGCUCCACUGGUUUUUGUUUGAGUAAUCUGGAUGUUAAGAGGCCAGUUUCCCCCCCAUUCAAAAACCUGUGAAUUAAACCUGGAGUGUAACAUCUGCAUAUCUCACACAAAUGUGUGCACAUGCACACACACACACACACACACACACACACACAGACGUGCACACAUACACACAUGCACAUACACGUGCACACACACACACACACGUGCACAAACACACACGUGUACAUGCACACACACACA